AUGGCAACAGCGAACAACGUCCAGCUCCAGCUGGGCCAGUGGCCCGAAUACUACCGACAGGGCAUCUCAAAUGAAUCUACCAAGAAGGCCUCGGAGCUUCUUCAGGAGAAUCACGAGAAUUAUCACAUCUUCUUCAACGCGGAUGGCUUCCACAACCACAUCGCACACCAGAUGCUCACCAUGUGGGCUCUCAGUGCCUCUCCGGAUCAGCUCCAGCGUGAGUACAACAGCAACAAAUCCUACCAACGGCCCAAGAUGCAGCCACACAAGUCGGUCAUCGAUGACCUGCAAGACCCAAGUAAAUUUGUUGAAUAUCUCGGCCCCGAGGAGCAUUACAAUGACUACCUCGAAUUCUUCCACAGGGAGAUGGAGCGGCUUGGUUGGCAAGAAGUCUUGCAGCAGUACCUCUUCGCUGGUGACGAGAGGUCCGAGACGAUGCUUGUACGCAUGUACGCCGGAUUCCUACAUCCUCUCAUCCACCUCGGCUUCGGUGUCGAAUUUCAACAACCAGCAAUCAUGGCCGAAGCUCUUGCACAAGCAGCGUGUCACUCAGACUGGAUCGGCAAGCUCCUCAUUCCAGCCGAGAAAGCCGCCCGAGAACAAGGCAGCACUGGCUCCAAGAGCAUCGCGCAGCUCCUUGACGAAAUCCAUAACGACAAAGAGCUCUUCGACGCCGUCCGGUGGAGCGAUGGUAACAAGAUUCGCGAUGGAAUCCUCGCCCGCGCUCCCGAAGCCAUGACCAAGUACGUCUCUCAGGUACGCGUUCGCCCAUCAGAACUAGAAGAGAAGACUGCGGAAAUGACCAACGCCGCGACGUAUUACACUGGCGGCGCGCAACGCAGCGACCGAGCCGUCAAAUUCGACUUCUAUUUCAUGCACUGUGUCAACUGUUCCAUCUUUCACUCGGCCUUCCUCAAACAACCCUGGCUCAGCGACGCCAACAAAGUCCGUCUCCUAGAAUGGAAGAUCCGUCUCGACUUGGCCAUGUACGCCUCUCGCAAAUCCCCCGAGAUCCGCCUGCAAGAUAUUCGGAAUUAUCAGCCGAAGAGCCCAUCGGGCUGGGAAGAAGUACAGGAUCGUGUCUGCGCGAUCGACGACGACGGGCACGCUUCGAAACUCGUGAGAGCCAUUGCGCAUGGUGGCGAGAUUUGUCGGCCGUUCGAGGAGAAGGAAAGCUUUCGAUUGAAAGGUGACGAUUGGUUACAGCUCGCGCAUAUGGCUAUCGACUCGGUGGAGAUGCCGGGAGAUAACUGGGUCCGGAGUGCUGGAUUCGAUGAAGCUUGGGAGCGCGUGCCGUUGAGAAGUAAUCUUUAG
Molecule: messenger RNA, 1314 nt
Organism: Lecanosticta acicola
Lineage: Eukaryota; Fungi; Ascomycota; Dothideomycetes; Mycosphaerellales; Mycosphaerellaceae
Source: the annotation of a GenBank genome assembly